Molecule: messenger RNA, 8841 nt
Organism: Urocitellus parryii (Arctic ground squirrel)
Lineage: Eukaryota; Metazoa; Chordata; Mammalia; Rodentia; Sciuridae
Source: RefSeq, a predicted model, not a curated record
AAGGCCAUUUAAAUGCAGCGAGUGUGGAAAAGCUUUCAACCAGAAGGGGGCAUUGCAGACCCACAUGAUCAAGCAUACGGGCGAGAAGCCCCAUGCCUGUGCCUUUUGCCCUGCUGCCUUUUCUCAGAAGGGGAAUCUCCAGUCCCACGUGCAGAGAGUUCACUCAGAGGUCAAGAGUGGUCCUACCUACAACUGYACAGCAUGUAGCUGUGUAUUCAAGAGCCUCGGCAGCCUGAAUACGCACAUCAGUAAGAUGCACAUGGGGGGGCCCCCGAAUCCCACGAGCUCUGCGGGGACCGCGCACGUCAUCACGGCCACGCUGUUUCAGACCUUGCCUCUGCAGCAGACGGACACCCAGGCCUCCGCAGCCUCAAGCCAGCAGAACUCUCAGGCCGUGACGGAUGUCAUCCAGCAGCUUCUGGAACUCUCAGAGCCAGGGCCUGUGGAGUCCCACCAGUCCCCACAGCCCGGGCAGCAGCUGAGCAUCACAGUGGGCAUCAACCAGGACAUUCUACAGCAAGCCUUAGAAAACAGUGGGCUGUCUUCACUUCCAGUUGCAGCUCCGCCCAGCGACUGCAGCCACACCAAGACGUCCACAGGGCCAACCGGGAGCCCCGAUGCUGCCAGCGCGUCCCCCGGGCAAGCAGACCCCACGGACACGGGGCCAGAGAAAGGGCCAGAAAGCCCUGAGAAGUUGGAUAAAAAAGAGAAGAAAGCUAUAAAGAAGAAGUCUCCGUUUCUGCCUGGCUCCGUUCGGGAGGAGAAUGGCGUGCGGUGGCACGUGUGUCCCUACUGCACCAAGGAGUUCCGGAAGCCCAGCGACUUGGUGCGCCACAUCCGCAUCCACACCCACGAGAAGCCCUUCAAGUGCCCGCAGUGCUUCCGCGCCUUCGCCGUGAAGAGCACGCUGACGGCGCACAUCAAGACGCACACGGGCAUCAAGGCCUUCAAGUGCCAGUACUGCAUGAAGAGCUUCUCCACCUCAGGGAGCCUCAAGGUGCACAUCCGCCUGCACACAGGAGUUAGACCUUUUGCUUGUCCUCACUGUGACAAAAAGUUUCGCACCUCAGGCCAUAGGAAGACCCACAUUGCUUCCCACUUCAAACACACAGAGCUACGCAAGAUGAGGCACCAGCGCAAGCCUGCCAAGGUCCGUGUGGGCAGGACCAGCGCUCCAGUCCCCGACAUCCCUUUGCAGGAACCGAUUCUCAUAACUGACUUAGGUCUUAUCCAACCCAUUCCAAGAAACCAGUUUUUCCAAAGUUAUUUUAAUAAUAAUUUUGUAAAUGAAGCAGAUCGACCAUACAAAUGUUUUUAUUGUCAUCGAGCGUAUAAAAAGUCCUGCCAUCUUAAACAACACAUCAGGUCUCACACAGGUGAAAAGCCUUUCAAGUGCUCUCAGUGUGGAAGAGGCUUCGUGUCUGCAGGAGUGCUCAAGGCGCACGUGAGGACGCACACGGGCCUCAAGUCCUUCAAGUGUCUCAUCUGUAAUGGAGCCUUCACCACUGGAGGCAGCUUGCGCAGACACAUGGGCAUUCAUAACGACCUCCGGCCCUAUAUGUGUCCCUAUUGCCAAAAAACCUUUAAGACCUCGCUGAACUGCAAGAAGCACAUGAAAACCCAUAGAUAUGAACUUGCCCAGCAGCUGCAGCAGCACCAGCAGGCCACCUCGGUGGACGACAGCACUGUGGACCAGCCGAGCCUGCAGGUGUCGGCUCCCAUGCCAGUGGAGAUGGAGGGUGCCGAGCUGCAGCAGUCAGCCGAGCCUGUCUCCACUGACCCCGAGGCCAUGCUGGACCUGGGGUCGCAGCAUGUGGUGGGCACAGAAGAAGCAGCACUGGGGCAGCAGCUGACAGAUCCGCCUUUGGAAGCGGUUGAAGAUGGGUUUACAGCUGCCCAGGACCCUCUCCCAGGGCACAUGGACCAGUUUGAAGAGCCGACCCCCACACAGCAGUCCUUUGAGCCAUCAGGGCUAUCUCAAGGUUUCACAGUGACCGACACGUACAAUCAACAGGCUCAGUUUCCACCUGUGCAACAACUACAAGAUUCCAGUACUCUCGAGUCCCAAGCCCUGUCCACGAGUUUCCACCAGCAGAACCUGCUGCAGGUUCCAAGCUCUGACACAAUGAACGUAACUGCUCGCUUGAUUCAGGAGUCGUCCCAAGAGGAGUUGGACCUGCCGACACAGCGCCCCCAGUUCCUGGAGGAGGGCGAGGACCAGAGCCGGCGCUCUUACAGAUGUGACUACUGCAACAAGGGCUUCAAGAAGUCCAGCCACUUGAAGCAGCACGUGCGGUCACACACAGGAGAGAAGCCCUACAAGUGCAAGCUCUGCGGGCGCGGCUUCGUCUCCUCCGGGGUCCUCAAGUCCCAUGAGAAGACUCACACAGGGGUGAAGGCGUUCAGCUGCAGCGUCUGUAACGCCUCGUUCACCACCAAUGGCAGCCUCACGCGGCACAUGGCCACACACAUGAGCAUGCGGCCGUACAAGUGUCCCUUCUGUGACGAGGGCUUCCGCACCGCGGUUCACUGUAAGAAGCACAUGAAGAGGCACCAGACGGUCCCCUCUGCUGCGUCGGCAGCUGCAGAGACUGAGGGAGGAGACAUGUGCCUGGAGGAAGAGGAGGAAAAUUCUGACAGAAGCGCAUCGAGAAAGUCCCGUCCCGAGGUCAUCACCUUCACCGAGGAGGAGACAGCCCAGCUGGCCAAGAUUCGGCCCCAGGAGAGUGCCACUGUGUCUGAGAAGGUCCUGGUGCAGUCGGCCGCAGAGAAAGACCGCAUCAGCGAGAUGAAGGACAAACAGGCGGAGCUGGAGGCUGAGCCUAAGCAUGCCAACUGUUGCAGCUACUGCCCUAAAAGCUUCAAGAAGCCCAGCGACCUGGUGAGGCAUGUUCGAAUCCACACUGGAGAAAAGCCAUACAAGUGUGAGGAGUGUGGCAAGAGCUUCACUGUGAAGUCCACUCUUGAUUGCCACGUGAAGACCCACACAGGCCAGAAGCUCUUCAGCUGCCACGUGUGCAGCAACGCCUUCUCCACCAAGGGGAGCCUGAAGGUGCACAUGCGCCUGCACACGGGAGCCAAGCCCUUCAAGUGCCCUCAUUGUGAGCUCCGCUUCCGCACCUCGGGGCGCAGGAAGACGCACAUGCAGUUCCACUACAAACCAGACCCAAAGAAAGUCAGAAAGCCUGUGGCACGCAGCUCGCCAGAAGGCCUGCAGCCGGCAAGCCUGCUCAGCCCCUCCUCCACGGACCCCAGCGUGUUCAUCAUGAACAACUCUGUGCUGACAGGACAGUUUGAUCAGAAUCUGCAAGGACUGGUGGGCCAAGCUAUUCUUCCUGCUGCCGUGUCAGCUGGUGGUGACCUGACYGUGUCUUUGACAGACGGGAGCCUGGCCACCCUGGAAGGCAUCCAGUUACAGCUGGCUGCCAACUUGGUUGGGCCAAAUGUUCAGAUUUCUGGAAUCGAUGCCUCUAGCAUCAACAACAUCACGUUGCAGAUUGAUCCCAGUGUUUUGCAGCAAACACUGCAGCAGGGCAACCUGCUCACCCAGCCACUCUCAGGAGAGCCCGGCACCGCCCCUCAGAACAGCUCCCUGCAGACCCCUGACAGCACCGUCCCAGCCAGCGUCGUCAUUCAGCCCAUCUCAGGCCUGUCCUUGCAGCCCACAGUGACAUCUGCCAAUCUGACCAUCAGCCCACUGUCUGAGCAGGAUUCCGUGCUGACCACCAGCAGCAGUGGGACCCAGGACCUCACUCAAGUGAUGACUUCUCAAGGCCUCGUGUCCACAUCCACGGGCCCGCACGAGAUCACCCUGACCAUCAACAACUCCAGUCUCAGCCAGGUCUUGGCCCAGGCAGCGGGUCCCACUGCCACAUCCUCCUCAGGGUCCCCACAGGAGAUCACGCUGACUAUCUCUGAGCUUAAUCCCACGAGUGGGAGCCUGCCUUCCACAACACCCAUGUCACCAUCGGCCAUCUCCACGCAGAACCUGGUCAUGUCUUCGUCAGGCGUGGGGGGCGAUGCCAGUGUCACGCUGACCCUGGCCGACACUCAGGGCGUGCUGUCAGGAGGCCUGGACACRGUUACACUGAAUAUCACCUCUCAGGGUCAGCAGUUCCCAGCGCUACUCACGGAUCCAUCUCUCUCGGGCCAAGGUGGAGCGGGCUCACCGCAAGUCAUACUGGUGAGCCACACCCCACAGUCUUCAUCAGGCACAUGUGAAGAGAUUGCCUACCAGGUGGCCGACGUCUCCGCCCUGGCCCCAGGCAGCCAGCCCGAGAAGGACAGCCUGGCGCACCAGUGCCUGGAGUGUGCCCGCACCUUCUCCUCGGCCGCCGUGCUGGCGCACCACAGCAAGGAGGCGCACGGCCGGGAGCGCAUCCAUGGCUGCCGCAUCUGCAGGAAGGCCUUCAAGCGCGCCACGCACCUCAAGGAGCACAUGCUGACGCACCAGGCCGGCCCCUCCUUGAGCUCUCAGAAGCCCAGAGUGUUCAAGUGUGACACUUGCGACAAGGCGUUUGCCAAGCCAAGCCAGCUGGAGCGACACAGCCGCAUCCACACAGGGGAGCGGCCCUUCCACUGCACUCUCUGUGAGAAGGCCUUCAAUCAGAAGAGCGCCCUGCAGGUGCACAUGAAGAAGCACACCGGGGAGCGGCCCUACAAGUGCGACUACUGCGUCAUGGGCUUCACGCAGAAGAGCAACAUGAAGCUGCACAUGAAGCGGGCCCACAGCUUCGCAGGAACCUUGCAGGGCACAGCUGCUCCCCCGCAGCAGGACGGGGAGGAGCUGAGGACCCUGCACCUGGAGGAGGUGGUGCAGGAUGCUGCGGGCGAGUGGCAGACCCUUACCAACGUGUUCUGACGCAGCGAGGGCACCUGAGCUGGCUCUGCAGCUACAUUUAUGAAGAACAGAGCGCUUGGAAUUUCUAUUUUAAAGCUUCAAGUGUUAAAAAUGUACCACAAUAGUUUUUUAGCUAUAAAAUUAUUUAAAGAAUCAUUGUCUUUCAGAGACUUAGAGGAAAAAAACUGGGAGAAAUGUAAACACGUUGUUCUCAUUUGUCUACGAAUCACUGAACUCAGGUACUACAAUAGUCAGCUUCACCUUCUCCAUGGCCAGUGUAUCUAGUUAAAAAGAAAUUAACUGGAUCUUACUAUCAUUGUAGUGUGAUUUCUUUGUAUUAGCAAAGACAAAAGUUAACCUGGAAAAAGUAUGUAAGAUUUUCCUUCAUGCUUUCUGUUAUAAGAAGCAUCGCUUACAGAACAACCCUAAGAUAGGUGCAUGAAGUUGAGAAAAAUGUCGUGACACAUGGGAGGCUCUUCACUCUUUACUCUGUGCGUUUUGGAAGUUAGUAGUAGUCGUCUCUUUUUACCCUUCCCUAAGUGAAUACAGCUGACCCCUGAGAGGUGGCUGGACCAACUCUCCCUCACAGGCAUCUGGCCACCAGCUGGAAGAGCCAGGGUCUGGGGCAGCAGGGAGAGGACACCUGGCCCCAGGAGGAUCAGCCGUCCCACAGGUGGGAGAGACCUGCUGUGUGCAUCUGCUGAGGCUCAGGGUGAGGCCACUGCAGAAGCACAAGCCACACCGUGGUAGGGAGUGGCAGGUGGUCUCCUGGGAGCAGGUCUCCACCCUGCCUUCUCCACGGGAGGCUUGUUUUAGGUUAAGGGUGAGAACCCCCAGACCCCAUGAUUCCUCUUCAUGCAUAAAGAGAUGUGUCUUUUAUUUCAGGGAAUUCUUUAUUGUCCUCAAUGGUGCCCGCUAGACACGUCCCCACCAAGCCCCACCCGGCUGGGGCGGAACGCGGACGCUGCGUCCGGCAGCAUUCCAAAGCCGAGGUUCGCCACGCCGCGCUGGUUCCCUGUGGGUUAUUUAUAUGUUCUAUAUAUAAAUGCGAUGUACAUAGUAUGGGCCUCUGUGUGGCUGAGCAGUAUAUUUUGUAAAUAGAAGCACUAGUCCCCGUCCCGAGUGCGCACCUGAGGCUCCUCCCACGAGCACUUCAGWCCCCUGGUCGUUGUUAAUAAAUGGAUACCUUUCCCACCGUAACACAAAGCUGGGUUUUAUUUUCUUCUGAAAGAUGAUUGCCUUUGUUUUUCUCUCCGCCUCCCUGGCUCCAGAGGAGAGUCGUGUUGUUGUAAAUAUCGUGUGGAUUUUGUAUAUCAAGAGGAGUCGCUCAGACUCCGAAAGAAAGAGACGUCCCACUGUUCUUCUGAAGGGCAUCUGUGACUUUGCUGUUCACCUCUGUAUCUGUAUAGACGUCACACUGCGCUGACAUGAAGACUUUUGUUAUUUUGUGAAAAUAUUUAAGUCAGAAAACUGUUGAAUAAUAUUACCUUUUCCCCAAAAACUGCUUUGUGUAUUGUAUAUUUUUUUAAGAAGAGAAAAGCCUUAUUUGACCUCUUGUGAAGCUGGACUUGUGGCCCCGUGGUCCCCAGAGGCCAGCCCGCUCACUGGCGUGGCAGCAUUUUCAGAAAAACUGUAACUGUGCAAGAGUUUUAAAGGCUCUGCUUUUAAUGCACUUUUUCUUUUAUAAUUUUGUAUUAAAAUAUUUUAGAUAUGUUGAUUAAUUUUAGUGAACAAAUAUCCCCAAAGUUGAAAUUAUUGGAAUUUAAAGUUUUUGUUCUUGCUGGUUUAUUUAUUUUGCUUUUAACAUUAAAUGUCAUCUCAGGACAUCUCCAAAAGGGGGUGUUUAGUUCCUAACUAUAUAGAGAGCAGAGUGUGUGACUGUGUGGUUCAUUGCUGUUUAAGUAAGGCCUUACCACAUGAAUCUGAAGCCUACUUUUAUUUUGGUUAAAGAAAAAGAAAAAAAUCUAUCAGUAGUCCAUUCUGUGUCUUUUCUCGGUUUAUUAGCAGGCAAACACAAGACGUGUAUGUAUUAUUUGGGUUUACUUUCUAAUCAUAAAAGCUGCUCCUUUGCAAAACAUUCCUUGAAAAUACAAGGUUUUAAAAUGAUAUGAUUUCACUUGAAUGUUUGUGGUGUACAGGUUGAUCUUUGUAUUUUACUGGCUGAUUAAGAAGUUGUUUUAGGAAAGAGAUUUCUAGCCUCAUGCGUAACCAGGGUUUUGAGGAUAGAGAGCUGUAUUUUUAGAGCUGUCUCACCAGGGCAUAUCUGCUGUGGAAUAGCUAUAAAUACAAAAUGACAUUAAGAAAUGUGAUUAAUUUUUUUCCUUUAAAAAUAUUUAAGAUAAAAUUGUUUGGCACAUGAAUUAAUUUCAAGUUCAGAUAUGUUUACCAGAGAAGAACUUAGUGAUAUUUCUUUUACCUCUGAGGCCCAGACCAUGGGAGGUAACCCUCGCAGCGUCUACCUGAAGAGCUUCGGACCGAGAAUCAGGGUACGGCGUGGAGUAGGUCCUGCACAGCGCCACCAGGUCACCUGCGCCACAGCCACUGUGGCUGCUUUUGAGAGUUUGUCACUGCCUUUGACCCGCUCAUGGUAAAGGAACUGCUAAGCACUUGCACAGGCUGAAAGAAAGGAUUCCGUUUCCAAAGAUGUGAGCAUGAGCCCGCCGCGGCUUGUGCAGCCCAGACAGCGGGAGUGAUCUGGYGGACAGAGCACGGGGAGGGCGGUAGGUGACAGCAGAAGCCGCUUUCACCUGCUCAGCAAGUGCCACUCAGCCCCGUCAGCUCCUGGAGGUGAUGGCCACGGCUCAGCACCACCGUCCCUGUGCCAUGGGACGAGCCCCGCGCUGCUGAGGCAGCGCUUGCUGGGGAAGCAUCUGCAGUCUGUUCCUUUGUGUCCUCCCUCGCCACGUUCAAGGAAACCGGAGUCUUAAAAUCAUAGCUGCAUUUUGUACCUUCCUUUGAACUUGGGUGCUUUUGUGUGUGAGAGGUUCAGGCCGCAGAGCAGGGGCAGAUUCUGAAAGGAGAUCUCAGUUCUUCCUGUGGAAUUCUCUCUUAUUGAGAAGGAUGUUCRUAGCUCAUGGAGAUCCACAUUUCAGCAUUAACGAUCACCACAGAUUUAUGUAAAUAACACUUAUGAGAAAUAUGUAAGAUGUGUAAACUGCUUGCUGGUCCUGAUUUGGAGGGUGUCUCCCACCUGCUUCUUAAGUUCUCCCAAAGCUGACUUCAGUGGGCAUCUGCCCUCCCCCACCGAGAGCGGUAAUCCCUGCUGUGUGCCUCAGCCUCCUGCAGAGUGGGGGCAGACUGCUGGACCCAGAGCCCUCUUUCACACUUAAUUUAUUCGUGCAAUGUGGGUGCUUUAGGAUUUUUAGAGUAAAAUUUCAAAAGAGCCUACAUAUACAUAACCCAAUUUAGUGUUACAUAUCUGCUUGGGCCCUUGGAAAGCAGCAUUUUGAAAUCUGGUUACGUCUUUUGCAUUGUCUGGUAAUGGGUCAGCAGAGCUUCGUGAGGCCAGAAGCCCUGCACACCCCCUGACAGUGACGUUUCUUCACCUCGGUGAGCACGAAGCCACCGUUACGUGGUCUCUGUGCUCCUAGUUGCCCCUUCCUCCGACACACGGUCCACUCGCCCACUGCCUCCCAAGGCGCCUGGUGGUUUCUUAGUGGAUGACUAAUAAGCAUUUAAAGCACUAAAAAAAAAAAAAAAAAUCAUUAGUAUCAAUGUCAGCAGCAAUAGGCAGUGAUCAUAAAAGAUUUUGCUAUUUAAUCUUUUCUAUGUGUAACGCUUUACAGCAUGAAGACUUUUGUAUUAAAUCAAGUUUUGUAUUAUAUUUGACAAGUUCUAAAAUGCCAUAGUGAUUGUUCUUGAGUCACCACUGAAGAAAAUUUAAUUUUUUAAUUUACAGAAGAGUCCUCUUUUUAUCUUCGGAAUUGUCUCAUGGUCUAUUUAUACAUUGGAUGAUAUUUAUUUAAUCCAAUUUUGUAUUAGAAAUGCAUAGUUAUGCCAAA